CUUCUUUAGACGAUAAAAAGUGUAGAAAGUGCGCAAAAAUGUUGAAAACUGGAAUCACAUGCAGGGAAUGCAACAAUUCGUUUCAUUUUCGAUGUGCUAAAAUUGACUCAUCAGUGAAAGAAAACAACGAAUUUACGACAAGCUGGAACUGCAUUCAAUGCUGCCUUAAAAACUCAGGUAAAAUUACAAAUGCAAAAAGUUGUGACUGUAAGUGCGAAUUCUCAGCAUUAGUUGAAGAUUUAAUACGUGAAAUUCAGUGUUUAAAAGCUGAGGUUACAUCACUAAAUAAAAAGGUGAACGAAAUUGAUCGGCAGUGCCUGUUGAACGGUAGUAGGCCUAAAUCAAAAACAAAGGAAUGCUUUCCGACUAUUGUAACUCAAAACAGGUAUCAGAUUCUUGACGAAAUACCGAUGGCGGAAGUUGCAGCAUUAAAAUCCGUGCAAACUAAAAACAACCGUUCAAACUGUAAAAAAAUUGCCAGUGAUAAUUUCAAAAAACGCCAAGUCCCGAACUCAUGUAUUAAUGCUAACUUAGUGAGUGAACAUAAACAAAUAGUUCAAUGUAACGACAGUGAAGUCCGUGAAAGAAAUGACAGUGUAAUCCAUGAAAAUGUAUGCAAGAAACUAUUCCAAAACGGCAGUAGAAGCGAGAAGAACCAGAAGUACAAGAAGGGCCGAAUUCUUAUAUAUGGGGACAGUCAUGGUCGCGAAAUAGCUCAAAACAUCGUGAAUAUCCAAGACGAUUUUACAACUGUGGCUCACAUUCAACCUGGUGCACCUCUUUCUGCUGUGGUGAAGCCGUGUGUGCAAGAUAGUGAAUCUUUCUCAGCAAAUGAUUAUGUCGUUAUCAUCGGUGGUACAAAUGAUGUGGCUAAAAACCAAGCAAAUGACGCUAUCAGGCACAUGAAAAUAACACUCGGAGAACCAUCAUCUUCCUUUGGUCUGCGAUUUUAUUGUCAUCAAUGUGGUCGAACAUACAAGCAUGAGGCUAAGUUGAGACGCCAUUUACGUCUGGAGUGUGGAGUACCACGGCACUUUAAGUGCUUUGGAUGUUUAAAAAGUUUUAUACACAAGCAUCACCUCACUAAGCAUCAGCGCAAAACCAGAUGUAUGGAGAGCUAAAUCAGGGUUUCGUGUCUAAAUAAUACAAAAAUAAAAAAAAUUUCUAUAAGGGCUCAUAGAAAAAUGUGGUUUUCAAUAUUUGUGUGUUUAGAAAUCAUUUCUUUACAAAUCGUUUCUUUACUCAUAUUUCUAUAAUGAAAUAUAUUACUCUGUAAAAGUGCCGAGAACCAUUUGGAAAUCCAUAUGCGUGUUAGUUAAGUAAUAAACCUUACACUUCUUUAUUGACAACUAUACCUUUGUUACUCUUAAUUUUAUAUUUACUAGAAGUAGCUUAAACAGUUGUGAACUCAGAACUGUUAAUAAGAUGCAAAGUGUAUGUGAAACUGUUUCCAUAUUUCAGCUAGUGUUUGUGUUCAUCAUAGUUAACCAUAAAACUCACUUUUAAAAGAUAAGGAAAGCAAAAAUACAAGAAGAGAAAAAUUGAAAACGUCAGUUUGCAUGGAGGGAUGUCUAGAAAAUGUAUUGAAACGAGAUUCCUCCUUUCAUCUUUUCUGAAAUAAAGAUUAUUCAAUUUUUUUCAUUUAUAUUCCCAGUUCAUGCACCAAUUAACUGCCUGGUAUUUUAAUAUAGAAUCUGAUCAUCUCUAUAAAAUAUAGCAAGUAGUUGUGCUGAGCAAUCUUACAAUGUGGGUUUCAACAUGUGGUGUCCUAUAUUCUGUUAAAGUUGCCCAUAGCUUUGUAUUGCUAAAACUACUUAUUGACCUUAUUAGUUGGAUGGGGAACUCAGCUGCUGUUUAAUAAUUCCUGUGUAUUUCAUGUUUAAGUAUGUUCAUUUAUUUUUGAUGUACAGUACAUUGCUGCAUUUUCCUUAAAUUAGAUAAGUGCAUUGAGAAGGAUUUAAGUACCGAGUAAAUUUUGAAAAAAGAAAAAAGAAAAAAAGGACCAGUGAUGUUAUUUGUCUUGUAAAACUUCCAUUGUAUUCUGUUGGCAUGGGAAGUUCUAUGCCAUUUUAUGAGUUUUGCGGACAGUGUAGAUAUCCUGUCAUGCUUUGUUUUCUACAUAUGGUGAUUUAAAAUUGCCUGUCUGAUUUCUGUGGAUGAUAUGUGUAUUGUGUAACUUGUAAAAUGAAGUAAAUUAUCAGGCAGAUGUCAAUACGUGAUGGAUGAGCAUUGUCUCUUAUAGAUCCUUGGUAAGUGUUG
Schistocerca gregaria is the source of this 2259-nucleotide messenger RNA. RefSeq names its product zinc finger protein 583-like. The record is from RefSeq and is a predicted model, not a curated record. The transcript is spliced from 2 exons. NCBI's taxonomy places the organism in Eukaryota, Metazoa, Arthropoda, Insecta, Orthoptera, Acrididae. Bases 39 to 1121 code for a protein of 360 amino acids.